Molecule: messenger RNA, 727 nt
Organism: Rhagoletis zephyria (snowberry fruit fly)
Lineage: Eukaryota; Metazoa; Arthropoda; Insecta; Diptera; Tephritidae
Product: proton-coupled amino acid transporter-like protein CG1139
Biological process (GO): amino acid transmembrane transport
Cellular component (GO): vacuolar membrane
Molecular function (GO): L-amino acid transmembrane transporter activity
Source: RefSeq, a predicted model, not a curated record
UGCCCUACAUACAAAAAAAAAAUAUAUAUAAUUCCCUAAUCGCAUAUUCUGUCUUUUUCUUGCAGGUCAAAACAUCACAAGACGUCUGUAAGGAAUAUCAAAUACCUGCAUUGAACUUUGCACAAACUGCAGAGAGAGUUUUUGAGAAAGGGCCAAAAUCACUACAAUCAUGGUCGGUUUUUGUGAGACGUACCGUUGAUGGCGGCCUCAUGACCACCUACUUUGCAGGAGCUUGUGUUUAUAUGGUAUUUAUAGCCACAUCAUUUCACGAUGUCAUCAACUAUGAUCUCGGCCUGGAUUGGGAUGUGCGCAUUUACAUUGCCAUGACUGUGAUACCUUGCCUAAUGAUUGGUCAAAUAAGAAGUUUGAAAUUGCUGGUGCCAUUUUCAACAUUGGCAAAUGGUUUCAUUGUGAUCACAUUCGGCAUAGUGUUAUACUAUAUGUUCAGCGAGCCGCUGGAAUUCUCAGAUAAGCCGCUGAUUGCGGAAACCACAAAAAUACCGCUUUUCUUCGCUACCGUAAUCUUUGCGAUGGAGGGUAUUGGUUCGGUUAUGCCUAUUGAAAAUGCAAUGAAGAAACCACAACAGUUUCUGGGUUGUCCUGGCGUGCUAAAUACAGCUAUGCUUGUUGUGGUCGCCUUGUAUGCGACUAUCGGUUUCCUCGGUUAUGCACGUUAUGGCAGUGAAGUGCGCGGCAGCAUUACCUUGAACUUGAAGGAAGGCACAAU